Molecule: messenger RNA, 977 nt
Organism: Colletotrichum godetiae
Lineage: Eukaryota; Fungi; Ascomycota; Sordariomycetes; Glomerellales; Glomerellaceae
Exons: 1
Coding region: 203-868 (221 amino acids)
Source: RefSeq, a predicted model, not a curated record
GGUUCAGCUGCUCUGCACCCCCCUCAAAUCGUGCAAAGAUUCGGUGCGGGCGAAUUGGAUUUAUUCGGGCCGCCAACCGUGCCAAGCCAGCAGACAGCAAUGACCAAAAGUCUCACAAUUCCUCGUCACGCCUGACAACUUGGACGUUCCAGGCCAUACUCUCAUCGAGAACUUCUCCUACGUCCUUGUCGGCUUGGCCUCCAUGGGCCUAGAUUGUGCAGACAACGAAGUCCGGAAGUCGGGGUGCACUGCAAUACAGAGCCAGAACAUACACGCGGCAGCACACCUAGCCAGACUAUGGUGUGGGGGCGUCUCCGGACCAUCGCUCAUCCGUGGGCGUUGUAACCUCAUCACUGAAGCCGCUUCGCGAUCCUCUGAGGUGGGGCCGCUGCCAGCCCCGAGACAUCGUUGGCCAUCUUUGAUGUCUAACCAAUGCUGCACAUGCGGAGGCUGGUAUUCGCGAGAUGCGAUUGGCGGCAGGAGGCGACAGAAGCAAGGCAAUGCAGAUUGCAGCUUGGAAGACAGUAUCUCUUGUCCUCAGCAAAGCCUUUUCAGCAAGGUCGCUACAAUUCAUUCGCCUUCAGUAUCAAGGGAUGCACAGUUCUGCGAAGAGCUGAGGACCCAGAAUGUUCCCGAGCUGUCAAUGUUUAGUGCACAGGGCAGAGUCAGUCCACGACGUUGCGCGAAUUCACCAGACACGCCGCUUUUCAGCGUCCUUGAGGCAAGGCGGGACACGAAGACAACGGCGCCGAACUGUGUUUGGCGUUUCCUGGAGAGCGGAACGCUUGUAAAGCUAGCAAAGCGGCAAGAAGACGUUGUCUCACUUUGUCCCAGUUACUUGGCGCCUUUGUCCGUGCUGAUUGGGUGACCUACGACUGUCAGUCUUAGUCUUUACUACAACACGCUUAUCACGCAUCACGUCGGCGUUUGACGAGCAGCUCUAGGCUCUAGCCUCUACUCCGUACUGCGAAGCAGUG